AUGUUUGAGGUUAUUGGAAAAUUACAUCAAGCCUUGCAGCAAAGGUAUCAACUUGCCACACAGCAGGCUUAUGCCAUAGGUGGAUUUCUUACAGAAUGCAUAGCCCAACACCAUAGUGAAAGCAUGCCAGAUGUUCCUCAGCAGCGUUCUCGUGGAAGGCCAAACUACAGUUCUAUUUUAGAUAUUCUUGAUGGAAUAGAUGAACUUGGAGCAUCAUCAUCUAAUCUCCAUGACCAGAUUGCAGUUUUCAAUUCAGUUUCCAAGUUCCCAUUGCUAAAUUAUGUGAACGAGCCAAUGAGCCAUUUUGUUAGUGCUGAAGUACGGUCAGCCAUAGUUAAUUUACCAGCAAGAAUACACCAUACGUGUGAUGUGCCCAGCAACAUCUACGAAGCUUACAACAAUACAAGUCCAUACAGAUCUGUGGUGUGUGAUGAUGGAGGUCCAGAACUUUCCGAAAAAAUAUGUUAUCCCACUGUUAUUCCCUGUGAUGGUGAUGGUUUGGUUAUGAACAUUAAUAUUGAUUCUGACAAACCCCUAGAGAAUGCAGUUUUCACCCGUCUUUUUGGAAUAGAUGCACCGGAGUUGGCAGCAAUCCAUUUUGUGAAAACAGAUGAUUUAAAACAUGUUUAUUUAAAAAGAAUGGGUCACAUAAGCCUCUGUGCAGUUCAUCUUUUCCUGCGCUUGUUUGUUCUGCAAGGAACAGCUGAUCUGUGUGAAGAAAUUCCGGCGGAGGGAAUAGAUCUCCCUCACGAUUACUAUGGCCGCCCGUUAAAGGAAUUUUGGUUCAAGUAUACGACACCACCUUCUGAUGAGAUGGAGACAAGAUUCCUUGAGUUUGUUGAACAGCUAGUCAGUACUCAAUCAGAGCUACGCAAGAGGCUAAUGUCACCAUUUCCAGUAUGUAAUGCAACUACAACGAGUCCUUUCUUGUUAUCACUCAAUGCACUCCUUGUUGUAACUGGUUUUUGCCAUGUUUUCACGAGAUACUGCCAAGACAAGCUACUACUCGGUCUACAGGGAGUGGCAAAAGAGAAAAAAAUGGGUCCAAUCUGGUGUGGUGCCUCUAGAAAUUUCAUUUAUGGGUGCAAUUCAGAUAACAGUGCUGACCACAUCUUGAAGCAUUUUAACCUUGAGACAACUAGGAAUUUGCAGCGGAAAGGAUAUCCUUAUAACAAGUCCAGUGCAUUCCUACCUUGGCAUGAGAGAAAAACUACCAAACAGAUUUGUUCUAACCAAACUACCCGAGCACAAGCUCAUGAGCACCAAACUCAGCAUUUACCCAAGAAAGAACCCCAGUUUGGAAUUUACAAAGAGAUUACAAGGUCAGGUCAUCCAGAAAAGAAUUUUGAAGUGGUUAAAACUGGCGAGGCAUUCCUUCAAGUCCGACCUAGUCUAGUGGUUGGGGUGGGUGGAGUGGACACUGGUCUAGGUUUGUUCACCCUCCAUAAAAUCCCCAGAGACAGAUACGUGUGUGCCUAUGCUCCUACUGCCAACCUCAGAGAGUCACACUUGGAUGGUGACUAUGUAAUUGAAAUGACUUUCAAAGACAAAAUUCUUUCUGUAGAUGGUAAACAAAACCCCUUCGAACUAGGUUUGGGAAUUUUCUGCAACGAUGGUAGUUUUCCACUAUCACUUGCAAAAGCUAAAUUUUCAAAAAUAAUAGCCCAAAGAGUCAAUUGCGAGUUUUCUAAAUGGAAUGAUGAGAUCUGGAUUAAAACAACACGAGAGGUGAAUGCUGGAGAGGAGCUACUUGUCAUCUACUCUCACGAUCAGAGCUACUGGACCUCCAUCUUCAGUGCAGAUCAACUUGCCAAGAUUGCAACUGCCCUCGCUUCAUGUGGCCCAACCUUACAGGAAGCUGAUCAUUGUAUCUGGCAUCUCCAGGUGUAAAAUUUCUGGUGAGUUUAAGUUUUCACAGCUUCAAACAGGAUGUGUGAUGUUUGUGUUCAUUACUAUACAGUGUACUGUAGUUUCUUGUUUGACCAAGAACUCAGGACUGAAAUACGUAGCUUAUUUCUUUGAAAAUAUAUGCUGUGGUGAUGGUGUUUCAUCUUGCAGUGAUGCGGUGUUAAUUUUUCGCCGCACCCAGACCCCCAAAUGUUCCCCAUCUAACCUGUAAUGGAUUAGCACCAGUCAACAAGCAGCAAAGGUAUUGCUACUCAUGCCUGUUCCAAAAACUAGGACAAGAGAUGGUGUUGCAAUUCUCAGUUGACCAGUGCAAACUUAAAAUACCUUCAGUGGUUAACUUUUAUUCCAGCCAGAAGAGUAACUUUACCUGCGAAAUUUAGCAAGAAAAAGAGUGUUCAUUUAAGUACUGACAGCAUUUUUGAAUGUAACCUUUCUACAAAUCUCAAUGUUGAUGGUUCACCUUUUUCUGCCACGAGUUAUGAUUAUUUGCCAAUAGAAGUUAAGCGGCAAUUUAUAAAGCGGUAGUGAAAAAGUCCAGUUUGAAUGGUUUCAUUUCAAUUUUUGUCUACUGUAACAUGAUGGCAAAGCAUUCUGUGAAACAUAACACACAAGUUUUCAU
This is a messenger RNA of Orbicella faveolata, 2527 nucleotides long. RefSeq lists its product as uncharacterized. NCBI's taxonomy places the organism in Eukaryota, Metazoa, Cnidaria, Anthozoa, Scleractinia, Merulinidae. The record is from RefSeq and is a predicted model, not a curated record.